CAAAUGUUCCGAUGUAUCGCUGAUUGCAACUUAUUGCGUAGCUGCAGCAGCCGAUAUCCCGUCCACAGUUCCAGGGAGACCAGAUCGUCAGUCACAGCGGAAAAAAUCGAGAAGUCAACCACCUGCAACGCAACUUAAGUCGAGUUUCCCGUGCCUUUGUCAUAGUCACAAAAUGUAACAUCCGUCCGUCGCAUUCAUCUUAUCUUGUUAGCCGAUCUAUUUCUUAAAGCAGAUUUAUCGUUCCAGCAAUGGCUACGUUCUGCCUGUGAAACUCAAGGAAGAUAAACCGCAAUCGCGUCCGUUCUGGAGUCGCUGGAAACGGCCGAGAAACGGCAAAAGAGAUAAGAUGUAUGAGAUAAAGCUAAAACAAGUUCAGUGUCCCCAUUACGCCAAGAUGCGUGUAAACGGCGCGCCAAAACAGCACAUCGACGCGCUGCUGCCAUCCCACGAAUUUCAACCUUUCAUUUCCCAAGAACUGUCUGAAGGGAUACCGAGUAAGAAUGCCAAAUACGACACUGUCAAAUCGAAACCACCUAAAUAUCCAACGAAAACAAAACUCAAGAGAGAAGAAAUAGCGGAAAAGAUUGAGAUUUAUUAUUUUGAUCACGGAAAUUCUGCAUAUUAUCGAACAACCGAUUGCCAUCCUGUACUAAUUACGGACAAAUGUGCCGAAAAGACCGAUCAAGCGGCGACUCGCUUUUGGGCGGAGAUCUUUGGUACAAUUCACAUUGGUAUCGCCUUCGUCACGGCCUUUAUUCUACAGCUUCUACGCUUCGUGCUCUACAGCGUGAUCCGGCCGUUGACAGUGGGGAUCCUUCAAUUAAUAGCGGAUUACUUUGUAAAACCACUACUGUCUAUUCUGUUUAACGCUAUGGUGCAACCGGUAUUGAUUCUGCUCUACAAUAUUGCGACGUCAUUGAGGGAUCUCUGUGAACCAAUAGCCGAGGCGAUGGGUUUAUUCCUGAGAGAGAUCGCGAAUCUUUGCGCCGCAAUCAGGAUCGUGGAGGUGAAGCACGUUCACGCGCCGACCACUGCUUGCACUUGAGCUCACAAGCGAAAACUGGAGACUCUUGACGAUUAAGUUUUAACAACUUAACUAAAAACUCGAAGGAUUUUCGUUAAUCUGGGACCACAGAUCUAUUUCCGAAGAAAAUCUGCACUCUUCCUGUGUGGUGCACUUUUAAUUAAUGACGAACAACACAUGCCUUAACACCAG
Messenger RNA from Cyphomyrmex costatus, 1216 nucleotides. RefSeq lists its product as uncharacterized. The transcript has 3 exons. Bases 347 to 1045 code for a protein of 232 amino acids. NCBI's taxonomy places the organism in Eukaryota, Metazoa, Arthropoda, Insecta, Hymenoptera, Formicidae. The record is from RefSeq and is a predicted model, not a curated record.